AUGAACGCGAUGUCUCCAUCGCUGGGGAAGCUUGACAUUCCCAUCGUGGGUGCUGGCCUCGGAGGCCUUUUCGCUUCACUGGCGCUCCGACACGAUGGCCACCGGGUGACGGCCAUCGAUUCCUCCCCAGAGUUCCGAGAGGUGAGCAUUCUCGAUGGCCGGUCAUAUUGCAUGUGCUACGGUAUCUUCUUGUUCUUGAAUCAGCCGGUGGUGGCAUUCGAGCUAAAGAAGUCCACCUGCCGUCGAUACCACUUUGUCCGCUGGGAGGAUGGCUCGACUAUCACCAAAAUCCCCCUCGAUGGCAUCGUCAAGAGCCACGGGACGCGGUAUUACCUGGCCCAUCGAGCCGACCUGCACGCCAGUCUGCUCACGGCUGCCACCCGGGCAGGCAUCGCCAUCCACACCAACCAACACGUUACCUCGUACGAUUUCACCAUCCCAAUGGCCACCACGGCGCAGAAUCGGCAGUGUACUGCAGAUCUGAUCAUAGGCCACGCAGCUGUCAGAGGCGUUGAGCCGCUACGAGCACAUCCGCAGCCCUCGCGCGUGCCUGAUCCUGUGGAAGAUACGACAGCACCAGUGUAUUCUGCACAUCGACGACGGAGACGAGUAGCGCCAGCGGGACGAGGCCAUGCGAUAGGAUUCGUCGUCGAGUGCGAUCUUUUGGGGGUAUCGACGUCGUCGCGAGUGGCUGUUUGGUCCUGA
Molecule: messenger RNA, 705 nt
Organism: Aspergillus heteromorphus CBS 117.55
Lineage: Eukaryota; Fungi; Ascomycota; Eurotiomycetes; Eurotiales; Aspergillaceae
Product: FAD-dependent oxidoreductase
Exons: 2
Coding region: 1-705 (234 amino acids)
Biological process (GO): secondary metabolite biosynthetic process
Molecular function (GO): monooxygenase activity
Source: RefSeq, a predicted model, not a curated record